This is a messenger RNA of Didymodactylos carnosus, 1653 nucleotides long. NCBI's taxonomy places the organism in Eukaryota, Metazoa, Rotifera, Eurotatoria, Philodinida, Philodinidae. The record is from the annotation of a GenBank genome assembly.
AUGAGCUCUAACGACCAACGUCAAAAAAAUUACAAACACCGUGGUUUGGACAGUGAAGAAUUGCGUAAACGUCGUGAAGGGUUAAAUAUAACAUUGCGUAAACAAAAGCGAGAAGAACAGCAUUUCAAACGGAGAAAUUUAGCUGGUAAUGACGAUGUUGCUGAUGGAACAGAUAGUUUUGGUGUAACAGGAGAUGGAACAAGACAACCUGGAACAAGUGAACCAGUAAUAACAAGUCAGAUGGUUGCUGCAUUAUACGGCGAUGAUCUACAACAAAUGUUGGAUGCAACAAUACGUUUUAGAAAACUUCUGUCAAAAGAACCAAACCCACCUAUUGACGAAGUAAUAACAGCAGGCAUUGUCCCUCGAUUCGUUGAAUUAUUGAAAUUUCAACAUUUCCAAAUACAGUUUGAAGCUGCGUGGGCAUUAACAAAUAUUGCAUCUGGCAAUUCAAUGCAAACAAAAUAUGUUAUUGAUGCUGGUGCUGUACCAGUGUUUGCUUUACUAUUAAGUAGUCAAAAUGAAGAUGUUCAAGAACAAGCUGUUUGGGCACUUGGUAAUAUCGCUGGUGAUAGUCCAGAAUGUCGUGAUUAUGUUCUUGAUACAGGAGUUCUUCAACCAUUAUUAAAUAUAUUUGCUCGUAAUACUCGUUUAACAAUGGUCCGAAAUGCUGUAUGGUGUUUAUCGAACCUAUGUCGUGGAAAAAAUCCAGCUGUUGAUUUUAAUAAAGUUGCACCAGCCUUACCUGUUCUAAGUCGUUUACUCUAUAAUUUGGAUAGUGAUGUACUUGCUGAUACAUGUUGGGCAAUAUCUUAUCUAUCUGACGGUCCAAAUGAAAAAAUACAAGCCGUUAUACAAGCUGGCGUAACAACAAGACUCGUCGAAUUAUUAGCGCAUCCAAUAUUAAAUGUUCAAUCCUCCGCUUUACGUGCUGUUGGAAAUAUUGUUACUGGUGAUGAUAUGCAAACACAGCUUGUAUUAGAUGCUGGUGUUUUACAGCAUUUACUUACACUACUACAAAGUCAAAAAGAAUCGAUCAAAAAAGAAGCUUGUUGGACGCUAUCGAAUAUAACAGCUGGUGUUCAAAAUCAAAUUCAAGCUGUGAUUGAUGCCAACAUAUUUCCAUCUUUAAUUAAUAUUUUAAAGCAUGGUGAUCAUAAAACAAGAAAAGAAGCAGCUUGGGCCGUCACGAAUGCAACAUCGGGCGGUACACCACAACAAAUCAAAUAUAUUAUUGAUCAAGGUGCUAUUCCACCGCUAUGUGAAUUACUAAGUGUUACAGACGCAAAAAUAAUACAAGUGGCAUUUAAUGGUCUAGAGAAUAUAUUAAAAUUGGGUGCAGCUGAAGCAAAACGAAUGAAUGGACCGAAUCCAUAUGCAGUGAUGAUUGAAGAAUGUUUUGGUUUGGAUAAAAUUGAAUAUCUCCAAAGUCAUGAAAAUAUCGAAAUAUAUCAGAAAGCAUUUCAUAUCAUCGAAACAUAUUUUGGUGUCGAUGACGAAGAAAAUGUUCCAACGCAAGGUGAAUCUGGUGCAUUUGAAUUUGGAUCAUCAUCAUCUAAUCCUAACGCAACAUCGACGACAAAUGGUCAAAUAAAUCCACAACAACAGCAACCCCCUCAACAGCAACAGCCACCAUCACAGUUUCAAUUCUAA